AUGGCUCCAACUCCGCAACAUUCCUUUGUCGAGCCAGCCGCGGCUUCGGCGCCCAUGACAAGGUCGCGCAAGCGGAAGGCUGAAUCGCAGGAGAACGAGAGGCUAUCGAAGCGCCUCAGCUUGCUCAAGCUUGAGAAGGACGGGCAGAAACUCUACGUGCCCGUUGAAUCACCCUACCUUGGCCCGACGACAUCGGAAGACAACCCUGGAGCGCUACCGCCAAUCCCAGAAGAUGACACCAUGCGACUCGAUGACAGUGCGCACAAAGUCUAUAUUUACAAUCUCGACGAUGAACUCUCCUCUUCAGACACAGAGUCUAUCUGCAGCAAUGACGACAGCAAUCACCGCCUGGUCUUCCUGGCAGAUAUUGACAAACACCUGCGGCAGAAUCGCAUUCCGCCCUCAGUAUUUGCCAACUCGGAAGGCAAUAUUGCAGGCACAAAUAUAAACGACAUGCAGAUGGUGCUCUACAGCGAUCCAUCUUCUCUCACUGUGCCCGAAGAGCAUGACAGUGUUCGAAGGGCGGUAAUCGAAGCCCGCAACCGUAUGCGGCAGAGACAGAAGGAGGAACGUGACGGUAUGGCUGACGGCGCAUCAAGUGUGACCUCACCGGCUACCGUGCCUUCGUCACGAAUAGCCGGAACACCAACCACGGCGGGGUCGUCAAGACUGGACACAAGUGCUGUUUACCGUUCCGCCGACGAUGAAAUGGAGUUGGACUGA
Microdochium trichocladiopsis is the source of this 723-nucleotide messenger RNA. RefSeq lists its product as uncharacterized. The coding region runs from base 1 to 723 and encodes 240 amino acids. The record is from RefSeq and is a predicted model, not a curated record. NCBI's taxonomy places the organism in Eukaryota, Fungi, Ascomycota, Sordariomycetes, Xylariales, Microdochiaceae. The transcript has 2 exons.